AUAUUUGACGCGUGAACAUAAAGACUGAUGAUGAUACAGGGUGUUGUACUAACGUGUUUCGUCGCAUUUAUUGCUGCAGAAGUAAAUGAAGAAGAUGGUGUGUUAGUUUUAAACAAAAACAACUUUGAUGAUGUGGUCAAAAGUAACAAGUUCGUUCUUGUUGAGUUCUACGCUCCCUGGUGUGGUCAUUGUAAGGCUCUUGCUCCUGAAUACAAAGAGGCAGCGAGAAAGCUAAAGGACAGUGGCUCUUUGAUCAAGCUAGCGAAAGUGGAUGCUACUGUAGAAGAAGAACUUGCUUCUCAAAACCAUGUUACUGGAUACCCUACUCUGAAAUUCUUCCGAAAUCAGCAACCCAUUGACUUCACUGGUGAAAGGGAUUCUGAUUCUAUCGUAAACUGGUGUCUGAAAAAGUCAAAACCAUCUGUGGAAUAUAUCGAAUCAGUUGACAUUUCCAAGCAAUUCAUUGGUGAUGCGAAAAUUGCAGUGCUUGGUUUCUUCAAAGAUACGGAUACAUCUGAGUUGACAGCUUUUGAAAAAGUGGCUGAUGAGUUGGAUGAUGCUAACUUUGCAGUAGCCAAUGCAAGUGACAUUAUGAACGAGUACGGCAUAACCAGUACACCUAAGAUAGUUCUCUUCAAAAAUUUUGAUGACAAUCGUGUGGACUACACUGAGGAGACCUUGGACAAUUUGAAUCAUUUCGUACGAAUAGAAAGCGUUCCACUUGUGUCGGAGUUCUCUCAGAAAACUGCAAGUAUCGUGUUCGGAAGUCCAAUACAGAAACAUAUCGUCGUCUUCAUCUCAAAGCAAAACGACUACUCUAAAUACAUCGAGGAACUGACUAAAGUUGCACGACAGUUCAAAAACAAGCUUCACCUGAUGGUUGUAGAUGUUGAUUUCGAAGAUAACUUACGUGUAUUGGAAUUCUUUGGUCUCUCAAAAUCUGACCCUCCGACUUACCGAAUUGUUGAACUGGGUGAAGAAACAACAAAAUACAAACCAGAAUCCAAUGAUUUUUCCGCUGCCAGCAUGUCUGAAUUCGUACAAAAAUAUCUUGACGGGAAAGUCAAGCCAUUCCUUAUGAGCCAAGAAAUCCCAACUGAACAGACUGGUGCUGUUAAAGUGCUUGUUGGGAAAAACUACCAGGAUGUCGUUAAGGACAAGUCAAAGGCUGUAUUUGUCAAACUUUGUAAGUGAUAUUUGGUGGUCAUGUGUUUUUGACAGCUUAGCUUUUACAUCCCUGUAGCCUUUCUUGAUGUCAUGCGGUGUUUUUGAUCUCUUCGCUUGAUAUCCACUUUGUUAAAUUGCAGUUGCUGAAUACGAAUUUGCUUUAACUGUGUUGUGAUACAGUUGACUUGUAGAGUGACUGUUGUCUCCUGUUUCAAUAUUCACCGCAGUUCUGACACAUGUUAUCCCCAACAUACAGUUGUCGCUUCUCCAAGUCCCGAUGAUCGGUAUAAGCUUACUUUUCUGCUAUACUUAGUGCAACUGCAUACAUUUGCUCAAGACUUUGGUAACUACUUCCAAUGUAGAACAAACUUUAGAUAUUGGUCAGGUAAUAAUAGUCUGCUGUCAGCCAUUUCAGUGAAGAUUUUCUGAAGCAUUCUAACGGAUUUCAGUGUAACAAUCGUUUGGUGAACGUUGAAGAAAGGCUUCUCGUUUUCUCUGUGAAAACGAACUACUAAUCAUUGACUCAUCAAACUUCAUGAUAUUUUACUCCUUUUUCUCAAAAUAUUCCUAGAUGCCCCAUGGUGUGGCCAUUGCAAAGCUCUUGCUCCAACAUGGGAAGAGUUAGCCGAGGCUUUCAAAAACUCCGAUGAUACGAUCAUUGCCAAAAUGGAUGCUACCUUGAAUGAAGUGGAAGACCUCAAGGUUACUAGUUUUCCAACGCUGAAGUACUAUCCCAAGAACUCUGAUGAGGCCAUUGACUACUCGGGUGACAGAUCCUUUGAAGCCUUAAAGAAGUUCGUGGAGUCUGGUGGUAAAAGCACUGAAUCAGCUAAACAAGAAGAAACAAGGGAUGAACUGUAAAUUAUUUUGUAGAACGCUCUGUUUUCAUUUUUCAUUAUUCUCAUCACUCUUUGCUUUGAAGAUCUGUCUCUUUUUCAUAUGCUGUCAUUGACCGACAAGCAUCUAAUGUUCCUUUUGACCUUCAUGUAGUUAACUGUAGACAUUUGUACUUGUUUCUAAAGCGCUCAUAGCCAGUGCAUUUCUGUGAAUGUCAAGUUCCUUUAUUUGACUUUUAGGUACCUGCGUACCAAUAUAAUUGUUUUUUGGAAAACGAUUUUCAAACCAUGUUUGCUAAACAAAAUUCGUUGUAUUAACUUGU
This is a messenger RNA of Heterobilharzia americana, 2326 nucleotides long. Lineage: Eukaryota; Metazoa; Platyhelminthes; Trematoda; Strigeidida; Schistosomatidae. The record is from the annotation of a GenBank genome assembly.